This is a messenger RNA of Ornithodoros turicata, 2697 nucleotides long. RefSeq lists its product as uncharacterized. The record is from RefSeq and is a predicted model, not a curated record. The transcript has a single exon. Gene Ontology annotation, molecular function: nucleic acid binding. Lineage: Eukaryota; Metazoa; Arthropoda; Arachnida; Ixodida; Argasidae. Bases 1 to 2697 code for a protein of 898 amino acids. Gene Ontology annotation, biological process: DNA integration.
AUGGUGGAAUGGCGCAUGCGGCGGGUGCCUUUUGGGACAUCGGCCAGUCCGUUCCUGCUAGCAGCGACUCUGGAGCAUCAUUUUCGUAAAGUCACCGGUGACUUAAAGGACACUGCAGACGUCUUGGGGUCUUCAUUCUACGUGGACGACUUGCUGACUGGAGCACAAAACUUGGAGUCAGCAGUGAAGCUUUACAACGACGCCAACGAGGUCAUGGAAACGGCCCACAUGCGUCUGCGGAAAUGGACGUCCAACUGUUCAGCGCUUGAAGGCAUUUUCAGACAUGAAGAGGAGAGCAGUACGAACAACAAUCCAGUUACAAAAGUGCUUGGAGUUGUUUGGGACAAAAGGAACGACACACUUGCGUGCAGCUUGGACUCAAUUGUUAAAUCGGUGCAUGUUGCAGGCACCAAGCGAAACGUACUCCAAGCAUCGGCUAGGAUUUACGACCCUCUUGGCUUUCUGCACCCUUUCACGGUUCGAGCAAGAAUGAUUUUUCAGGCCUUGUGGGUUGAGGAGGUUGGCUGGGAUGCGGAGAUGCCGAGAGACAAGCAGGACCAGUGGAGUCAAUUGUGCAGGGAACUACCGGAACUGGCUGAGGUCAUCGUGGAUCGCUGUAUGUUCCCCAGUGGUUGCAGAAACCCUCAACUCCAUAUCUUCUGCGACGCCAGCCCGAAGGGUUACGGUGCUGUAGCGUACCUCCGAGGGCAGAACGAAGACGGAUCGACGACUGCUACAUUUGUUCUCGCGAAGUCACGAGUAGCACCGCUUAAGCAGCUGACUCUGCCACGUCUAGAGCUGAUGGCGGCGUUAAUCGGCUCAAGAAUGAUGCACUACUUGAAAAGAAUUUUCAGCGGCAUUGAAUUUGAGUCCUUUAUGUGGUCCGACUCGAUGAUUGCCCUCUGGUGGAUCCGAAGACCGCCUACCGAAUGGAAACAGUUCGUAAGCAACCGUGUCGACGAAAUUCAACAAAAGACUGAUCGACGGAGAUGGAAGCAUUGUCCUGGAACAGAGAACCCCGCAGAUUAUCUAACCAGAGGUGUAACGGCAGAAACACUAAUUCGCAGCAACGUCUGGUGGCACGGACCCGAUUGGUUACUCCUCGAGCCAUCAAGCUGGCCAGACGACGACCUCGAGUGGGACACCAGAGCAGAUGACGAAAGGAACCGGAAAGCAAACGUCUUACACACUUCGGUUUCGUCAGGUCCACCGCCAAUUGAUACAGCCAAGUACAGCACUUAUCAACGACUGAUAAGGGUUACUGCGUGGAUCCUUCGUUUUCUGAACAACAUGCGGAAGCCGGAAAACCGACAAUCCGGUUGUUUGGUUGAUGAAGAAGUGAAAAGAGCGGAGAAAUUCUGGGUGCAGCAGGCCCAAGCGGAACACUAUGCGGAAGAAAUUGCUCAGCUUCAGACGGAUCAGACGGUAGCACCGGAAUCCAAACUCGCCGCGCUGCGACCCUACCUCGAUGACAGCGGGAUUAUUCGUUUGCAGACACGGCUACAGUACGGUUCAGAAGCAGAGGACGUGAAAUGCCCCGUCAUUCUUCCACGCGAACAUCACUUCACAAAGUUGGUCGUCGAUCAAGGUCACAGGAGGACCCUGCAUGGUGGACUACAGGAUACAUUAAACGACAUACGAGAGCGCUGGUGGAUUCCACAGGGCAGACAAAUAACAAAGAAAAUUAUAUUUCGAUGUGCCGCCUGCUCACGUCAUCGCCUGCAGGCGGCUUCAGCUCCGACCGCCCCAUUGCCACCUGAGAGGAUUGUUCGAAACCUACCGUUCGAGGUAGUGGGAGUGGAUUUCGCGGGUCCAGUAAUGGUGCGCUCCGGAAGUGGAACAUCGAAGUCAUACAUUGCUCUUUUUACGUGCGCUACCACGCGGGCAGUGCAUCUGGAACUUGUCUCGGGUCUCACUGCGAGGUCAUUUCUUUUGGCGUUCCGUCGUUUUAUCGCCCGUCGAGGACUUCCCACUACCGUGUACUCGGACAACGCACUCACCUUCAAAAAAAGGUCCCGUGAGAUUCAAAAGCUCCAAAGCAUCGUCGGGAAGAAUGAAGUACAGGACUAUUUCGCCAAUCAUAGAAUAAAGUGGAGGUUCAUAGCCGAGAAGGCAGCGUGGUGGGGUGGAUGGUGGGAGAGAUUGGUCCGCACCAUGAAGCAAUCUCUCCGAAAAGUCCUUGGGCGACAGUCCUUAACGUUCGAGGAAAUGAUGACCGUUUUACAAGACGCCGAGGCUUCGAUAAAUUCAAGACCUCUCACAUAUUUACAUGCAUCGCCGGAUGAACCAGCUGCGUUGACGCCUGCUCAUUUGUUGAUUGGCCGACGAUUGGUCGCACUUCCAAACGGUCAAGAUCAAGCACCGCCGCGGUCGACAGUGACAGAUCUUUCCCGACGAUGGCGAUAUCGGCAAAGAGUAUCAGACCAUUUCUGGAAACGAUGGCGCACGGAUUAUCUUCUUCACCUGAGGUCCGCCCAAAUCUCCAAGCCGGUGGGGUACCACACAUUGAAGCAGGGAGACCUGGCUCUUCUUCACGAGGAAAGGACACCACGUAACCUGUGGAAGACUGUGCGAAUAGUGACCCUCCACAAAGGGCGAGACGACAAGGUGCGAGCUUGUACCAUCAAAUUGCCAACUGGGAACAUCACAAGGCGGCCAGUGCAGCUACUGUAUCCCCUGGAGACUUUGGAGGAAUGA